Molecule: messenger RNA, 891 nt
Organism: Rhineura floridana
Lineage: Eukaryota; Metazoa; Chordata; Lepidosauria; Squamata; Rhineuridae
Product: shieldin complex subunit 2-like
Biological process (GO): regulation of double-strand break repair via homologous recombination
Cellular component (GO): site of double-strand break; nucleus
Source: RefSeq, a predicted model, not a curated record
AUCGUACUAUUCACAGAUGUCAUUGUAUAUGAGAAUCACUGGACUAGGGAAAUGAUGCUACAAUCAACAUUUACUAGUCAGUUGUUGAAAUUUGGAAGCUGCUCAACUAUUAGUCAAAAUGAAUUUUCACACAUAGUAGAUGUCAAUAUUCUCCAGGAUUUGCUGGCGUAUGUGUCUUCCAAGUAUGCCUAUCUCCAAGUUCUCCCCCAAAGACAGACCCAGACGUUGAACAACAUACAACAGGUUCAACUAGAUAAACUCAAACCAGAUAUGCUGGUGCACUCAUUAGUGAAAAUUGUCAACAUCACUGUGCUAUCAGAUCUACAUAGUUACAGAGGAGAGACACAAAGAAAAAUUAUUCUACAAAUCAAGGAUCAGCAUUAUGCCUUAGUGUUAUGAGGAGCUCUAAUAGUGUAUUAUCCUCAACUUCAAAGGAAAAAAGAUCAUAUUUGGGAAUUUAAAUAUCUAUUUGCAAAACACAGUCCUGUCUCUGGUGAACUUGAAUUGCAUACAACACCAUGGUCAUCCCUGGAGUGUCUCUUCAAUGAUGACAGAAGAGCUGUUGAGUUCAAAGAGAAGUUUGAAACAGAUGUCAAGCCACUGAUGAGUAUGACCACUCCUGCUGCACAUCUAGAGGAGAAGCGUUCUGGAAUGAUCCAAGUGAAAGCCUGUAUCACAGAGCUGAAAUUUGCUGUUGCCUCCUCUCCACACAGAUGGCUUGUCUUUGAUGCUAAUACUUCACUGCAGGACAUAUUUGCUUCUCUAACUCUGAUCACCUAUGCAGGCUGUGCAAAAUGUGGACUUGAACUACAGAUAGAUAACUGUCCUGCCCAGAGUGAAAAUCAUGAAACGGAGGUGAGACUGGAAUUAAUUCCUGUUUUAUUAGAGUAA